AUGGCCAACAACUUCCAGGUCCAUAUGGCAUGGUUUCAACGCCUGCUGCCGCAUAUUCCACUGCGUGACACCGCUGGUGUUCUUUUUCGACGCGAUUUGGACUCUCCAAGCUCGUCAACUCGACCGAAUUAUCCAAUCAUUCCGACCACUCCACAAGAUCCGACUUCUUCGAUCCGGUCUUCCGUGCCUUCUUCGACGUAUCAGAGCACCCACAGUGUAUUGGUUGGUGACAAGGUUCCCGGUAGUACAAAAAGAGCUUCUGAAAGUGCAGAAAUGACAAAUAAACGUCCCAAAAUGGGAAUCGAACAUGGUGAAAACUCCACUUUUUCAUCCAACUUUCAACCUUUAAAGCCAAUGGAUACAAAUCGAGAUAUCCCCAUAAAGACUUCGCAACGGUCGCGACUCCUGAGCCAUUCCUCCCAGCCUGGAGCUGGAAAUUUACAGAAAUAUAUUGGUCUUCAAACCAAAUUAAUUUCGUUGUUGAAAAACAAACUCUCGAUCGUUGAGUCUUCGUCAAUUUCUCAGGACGACAAGGAGAAGUAUAUUAAGACUGUUUACGAGCCACAAGCCCUGGCUUUGGAGUCAUCGCUUGCGGAACUUGCUUCGUCGACUCGAAUAAAUGAGUCUUCAGAUCAACCUGAAAAAGCCUAUGAGCAAAUCGAUUUUUGCUCUCAGUUUUCUGAAGACGAAAUGGGACGUAUGGCUGAUGAAGCAAGGGAAAUUGAGCGGCCUCGACAUGACCAGCACCAACAAAACUUGGUGGAAGCUCGUGAAGUUGUUCAGCGAAUGCGAUACGAAGCUCGAGCUGAACACACAAAUGAUCAAAAUUACCCUCCAAAUGGACAUAAUUUUCCUCGCAAUGGACAGAACUACCCUCGAAAUGACCAAAAUUUUCCCCAUAAUGAUCGUUCCCCUUUAAACGUGCUGGAUUCACCUUUAAACGGCCCUUCUAAUCGUGCCGGUUCGGACGAAGAAGACAACUUUGGUGAAAGAACCAUGGACGGUUUGUACUCGUCUGAAGUCGACGACAACUAUAGUGACUUGGAAAGCUUCAUUGAUGACGAUGAAGUUCUGGUCGAUGGAACUUAUCGUGAGUCUAAUAAUCCCACUCAGGUCACUGAAGAGGAUUCACAAAAUGUUGCCUUGGUAGAUGAGAUUUCUGAUAACAGUGAUUUGGAAGAGAUAGAAGACUUUACGGUUCAACUCAACGAAGAAAGAGAACUACAAGAUCACGAUGUCAUCGAGAUCAGUAGUGGAGAAGAAGACGAUUUGGUGCCCAUUCCUCCCAUCAAAUCUGAACCUAUGGCACCUACUAAAAAUCCUGUUGCAGCUUCCAAAAAACCGGUAUUGCCCGCUCAAAUUAACCCAGUACUGUCGACGGUUCUUUCUGAUCUUGAGUCGGAUCUCGACUUUUCUGAUGAGGAUUUGUGUGCUAUUCCAGAUUCCAUUUUUCCAGUACCAGCUGCCCAGGCGACAGCUGGAAAAAAGCUUCCUCCAGGAUCAGAACCGUUCAUUAAGGAAGUUUACUCGAUUCUCCAAUCAACUUUCAAUCUUCUGUCGUUUCGUCCCAACCAACUUGAGGCUGUAACUGCAACGUUGCAAGGCAAAGAUACCUUUGUGUUGAUGCCAACCGGUGGAGGUAAGUCGCUCUGUUACCAGCUUCCGGCUUUAGUCACUUCUGGGCGAACUCGAGGCACUACAAUAGUGAUCUCGCCGUUAAUUUCGUUGAUGCAAGACCAAGUUCAACAUCUAUUAGAUAAAAAUAUCCGUGCUGGCAUGGUGAGUUCUAAAGGAACGGCUUCGGAGCGCAAACAAACGGUGGAACUUUUCAGAUCUGGACAGCUAGAUUUGGUGUAUCUUUCUCCUGAGAUGGUCAAUGCCUCACUGCAAAUCCAGAAUAUCAUUUCCAGGUUGAACAGCAAUCAACAACUCGCAAGAAUAGUUGUGGAUGAAGCUCAUUGUGUGAGUUCUUGGGGACAUGACUUUCGGCCUGAUUAUAAGGGAAUGAACAUGUUUAAACAGCAGUAUCCAAAUAUUCCACUUAUGGCUCUUACUGCCACUGCCAAUGAAAAAGUGCGUAUGGACAUUAUUCAUCAUCUUAACAUGACCGAGCCCGUUUUACUCAAGCAGAGUUUCAACAGAACAAAUCUUUUUUACGAAAUCAAGCGGAAAAAUGGAAAUUACCUCGAAUGGAUUCGAGACUAUAUUGUUGCAAAAUACGCUCAUAAUACGGGGAUCAUUUAUUGUCAUUCGAAACAGCUGUGUGAACAAACUUCAGAAAAGCUCAACAUGUGGGGGUUGAAAACCUCGUUUUAUCAUGCUGGAAUGGGACCAACUGAAAGGUUUGAUAUCCAGAAAAAAUGGCAGGAUGGAAGUGUCAAAAUCAUCUGUGCUACAAUUGCCUUUGGUAUGGGAAUUGACAAGCCCGAUGUCAGGUUUGUGAUCCAUUUAUUCAUCCCUCGCUCUCUUGAAGGUUACUAUCAAGAAACAGGGCGUGCUGGAAGAGAUGGUAAACCCAGUGAAUGUAUUAUGUUUUACUCCUAUAAAGAUGCCAGGUCUUUACAAAGUAUGAUCCAGCGAGACAGCGAUUUGGAUCGGGAAAGCAGAGAGAACCAUCUCAACAAGUUGAGGCAAGUGGUUCAAUAUUGUGAGAACACUACUGAUUGUCGAAGAAAACAGGUUUUGCACUAUUUCAAUGAACAUUUUGAUCCACUUCAAUGUUCCAAAAAAUGUGACAAUUGUGCCAAUUCCGAUACGGUGACGUCGGUGGAACGAGAUAUCACUUUAUUUGCCAAGGAUAUUAUCCUGUUGGUGCUGGAAAUUCAAAGAGAUAAGGUGACGGUACUUCUUUGUCAGGAUAUAUUUAAAGGACUGAACAGCAGCAAAAUCACGAAACCGGGUUACAAUCGAAGCCCUUACCAUGGAAAGGGAAAAACCUUGGACAAGCUUGAAAUCGAGCGGAUUUUUUUCCAUCUUCUUUCAGAAAAUUGUCUUGAAGAGUAUUCUGUGAUGCGAGCUGGAUUCGCAUCCAAUUAUGUUCGUGUAGGUAGAGCGGCUUCUAUGGUGACCAGCGGACAAAAACGGGUGAAAUUGGUGUUCACAGAGCAGGUCCAGACAAGUAUCAGAGCAGGAUCUCUUACGGAAUCGUUUGUGAGUGCUCGUGAAAUUGCUGAAAGGCAAGCUCUGUUGCGACAAGAUAUCAAUUGCGAUCCACAUUUCAACAAGCUUUCUUCGAUCCGAGACAAUCUCAACUUGACGAUUUCAAAUGCCUCGUUGAAAGAGAUGGUGCUACUACUUCCAACAUCAAAAAAGGACUUUCUCAAGGUAGGCGGCAUCACCAAAGACCAGGCACAAGAUUUUGUGCAUUUCAAGAAAGCAUUGGCUGCAAUCAAAAGAGAAAAAAACGGCGGAAAAUCAUCUCAAAGUAGUACCUCCCAAAGCAGUCGUGGACAAAAGUCGAACCGUGUGCACAAACCAAGCCAAAGAAGGUCCCAAGUACCGAAAACCCAGUUUCGAAGUAUGCCCUUAUAG
This is a messenger RNA of Meyerozyma guilliermondii ATCC 6260, 3531 nucleotides long. RefSeq names its product ATP-dependent DNA helicase (gene SGS1). NCBI's taxonomy places the organism in Eukaryota, Fungi, Ascomycota, Pichiomycetes, Serinales, Debaryomycetaceae. Gene Ontology annotation, cellular component: RecQ family helicase-topoisomerase III complex; nucleus; chromosome. Gene Ontology annotation, molecular function: ATP binding; 3'-5' DNA helicase activity; four-way junction helicase activity. The record is from RefSeq and is a predicted model, not a curated record. The transcript has a single exon. Bases 1 to 3531 code for a protein of 1176 amino acids. Gene Ontology annotation, biological process: DNA replication; double-strand break repair via homologous recombination.